AUGGCGUCGCGACCAGGCAUCGAGCCCUCGCUCGACACAGUGCGUGAAGUACUGGCGUCGCAUGCGAACACGCCAAACCCGCCGAACCUCGUGCCCGUGUGCUCCUCCAUUUCCGCCGAGUUCCUCACGCCCACGUCCAUUUAUCUCAAGAUAGCCCACAAGUCCAAGCUAUCGUUCCUCUUUGAGAGUGCGGCCACGACGGAGACGAUAGGGCGGUACAGCUUUGUGGGUGCAGAACCUCGCAGUGUACUCAAGACCGGUCCUGGCCAUGGCCCAGAAUGUGAUCCCCUCCCGCUGCUCGAGAAGGAACUGGCCAAGUCCCGCGUUGCCGCCGUGCCCACACUGAAGCUCCCGCCCUUGACCGGCGGCGCCAUUGGCUACGUUGGCUACGACUGCGUUAGAUACUUCGAGCCCAAGACCAAGCGGGAUAUGAAGGACGUGCUGAAGGUGCCCGAGAGCUUCUUCAUGCUGUUCGACACGAUUGUCGCCUUCGACCACUUCUUCCAGGUCGUCAAGGUCAUCACGUACAUGAAGGUCCCCGAGAACCCUGAUCAGCUGGAGAGUGCGUACAACGAAGCCCAGGCGGUGGUGCAGGCGACGAUCGCAAAGCUCAAGCGUGAGGACGUGCCGUUGCCCGAGCAACCUCCGAUUAAAACCGACCUCGAAUAUACGUCGAACAUCGGGCGAGAGGGAUACGAGGGCCACGUCCACAAGCUCAAGGAGCACAUCAGCAAGGGCGACAUUAUCCAGUGCGUGCCAUCGCAACGCUUUUCGAGGCCUACUUCGCUGCACCCAUUCAACAUAUACCGCCAUCUACGUACCGUAAACCCUUCGCCUUACCUCUUCUACCUCGAGUGCGAGGAUUUCCAGAUAAUCGGCGCGAGCCCCGAACUGCUGGUGAAGGCCGACCAGGGACGUAUCAUCACGCACCCCAUCGCGGGUACGGUCAAGCGUGGCAAGACGGUGGAGGAGGACGAGCGGCUGGCCGAGGAGCUGCGGAGCUCGUUAAAGGACAGGGCCGAGCAUGUAAUGCUCGUGGAUCUUGCGCGCAAUGACGUGAACAGGGUUUGCGACCCGCUUUCCACGCGCGUCGAUCGCUUGAUGGUGGUGCAGAAGUUUUCGCACGUUCAGCACCUGGUAUCCGAAGUCUCGGGCGUGCUGCGGCCCGAGAAGACGCGCUUUGACGCGUUCCGGUCCAUCUUUCCUGCUGGAACAGUCAGUGGCGCGCCCAAGGUCCGCGCCAUGGAAUUGAUCGCCGAGCUGGAACAGGAGAAGAGAGGGGUUUACGCGGGUGCCGUCGGCUACUUUGGGUACGGCAGCGUGAACCAGCAGGGCGAAGAGGAAGAAGGGGCCAUGGACACGUGCAUUGCACUGCGUACGAUGAUGACCAAGGACGGAGUUGCAUAUCUCCAAGCGGGCGGAGGGAUUGUGUUCGACUCGGACCCGUACGACGAGUGGAUGGAGACGAUGAACAAGCUCGGGGCAAACAUGCAGUGCAUCACGUCGGCGGAGAAAAAGCACCUGGCGGAGCAACAAGGCCAAGCGAGCGGACAGGACGCGGCGCAGGCGCACAUUGACCUGGCGGCGGGCUAG
Messenger RNA from Lasiodiplodia theobromae, 1593 nucleotides. Its product is annotated as Anthranilate synthase component i. Gene Ontology annotation, biological process: L-tryptophan biosynthetic process. Bases 1 to 1593 code for a protein of 530 amino acids. Gene Ontology annotation, molecular function: anthranilate synthase activity. NCBI's taxonomy places the organism in Eukaryota, Fungi, Ascomycota, Dothideomycetes, Botryosphaeriales, Botryosphaeriaceae. The transcript is spliced from 5 exons. The record is from RefSeq and is a predicted model, not a curated record.